Molecule: messenger RNA, 824 nt
Organism: Haplochromis burtoni (Burton's mouthbrooder)
Lineage: Eukaryota; Metazoa; Chordata; Actinopteri; Cichliformes; Cichlidae
Product: cornifelin homolog A-like
Exons: 4
Coding region: 144-635 (163 amino acids)
Source: RefSeq, a predicted model, not a curated record
UUGGCUGUAGUUUGAAAGAAAGUGCUCCAAAAUUUUAACUUUCAUUUAAUUUGUACUUUUAAUUUUCAUUUUAUUUUGUUUUUUCUGCUUCUCGACUUUCACAGAGUGAUCGUUCAGUGUCUGUGGGUGAAGUUCAACAUACAAUGGCAGAAAAACCCUUGACAGACUGGGACAGUGGUCUCCUUGACUGCUUUGAGGAUGCAAAUACUUGCUGCUAUGGAUUCUGGUGCUGCCCCUGUCUCGCCUGCACUGUUUCAGGAAGAUUUGGAGAGAACAACUGUCUCCCUUUAUGUGAUAUAUGUGGCUCUGGUGUAUUAGCAGCCUUUGGGAUACCUGUUUGUGUUCCUCCUGCAGUUUUGUCUGUAAGAGCUGCCAUGCGAAACAGAUAUGGCAUCAAGGGCUCUCUCUGUAAGGACAUUGUAAUUUCCUGCUUCUGUGAGUGGUGCUCCUGGUGUCAGAUGCAUCGUGAGUUAAAGCAUCGCAAGAAAGCGCCAACUGUCAUCAACUUACACAAUAACACGGUCAUCAACAUGCAGCCUGUUCCAACUGUCCAGCCAGGAGUGAUGAUGAUGCCUGCGCAACCAGUUGCAACUGGUUUCAUGACUCAACCAGCAGUUGUCAUUCACCAAAAGUGAAACUGAGAGAUCUGAUGUUACUCAGGGUAUUAACUUGUGAAAGCAGAGAAUGUAAUCAUUUAGUAUGGUAAAUGCUUACUAAUGACUUCCUAGUUUUCAAGAAAAUUAAGAGAGUUAACAUAAAUGAUGGGAAUGAUGAUUUGCCCAUUUGAAGUUUGGUUACAAAUGUAAAUGUACUUUAUUGUUUAC